This is a messenger RNA of Cetraspora pellucida, 542 nucleotides long. The record is from the annotation of a GenBank genome assembly. NCBI's taxonomy places the organism in Eukaryota, Fungi, Glomeromycota, Glomeromycetes, Diversisporales, Gigasporaceae.
AAGAUAAAUUUUACAUUCAAGAAAAAAUACCUAAUGAUAAAAUAAAUUAUAUUAUUAACAUAUCUGUUGAUUAUUGGAUUACUUCUUUCAACACGAAACAUCUAAGUACAUCUGAAGCAAGAGAUGGAUUUUUAUAUUUCAUAAAUACGAUUAAUAAUACUUAUUAUGAUAAUCAAAAUAUUAAUCUUUUAGAUAAAAAUAAUACAUUUUUAACAUCUUUAAUAGAUUAUACUAAAAAGAAAAUUGGAACAAUUUUAACAAAUAAUCAUAUUGAAACUAUUAAUUAUUGGGCUGAAAAAAUACUUUAUCAUCUUACACAUCAUAUUUAUCGAGAAAUUUUAUUAUUGAAUAAAAAUACAAAUCAAAAAUUAAUAGAUAGAUUAAAUUUGAAUAAAAAAUCAAAUGAAAAAAAUAUAAAUCCAACAUUAUUAAGAAUAGAUGAAGUUUUAUUAAAUUUAGAUAUUAAUUUUUCACAAAAUGAUACAAUCGAAGAAAAAAUAGAUAAGAUAAUUACAUAUUCUAAAAUUAUGAAAGAAUUUUAA